This is a messenger RNA of Lineus longissimus, 735 nucleotides long. RefSeq names its product neo-calmodulin-like. NCBI's taxonomy places the organism in Eukaryota, Metazoa, Nemertea, Pilidiophora, Heteronemertea, Lineidae. The record is from RefSeq and is a predicted model, not a curated record. Gene Ontology annotation, cellular component: myosin II complex. The transcript is spliced from 5 exons. Gene Ontology annotation, molecular function: calcium ion binding. Bases 22 to 468 code for a protein of 148 amino acids.
CGAAAAGGAAGCUAACAUACUAUGGCGGAGCUACUGACAGAAGACGAAAUAACUGCUUUUCAGGAGGCGUUCUCCCUCUUUGAUAAAGAUGGUGAUGGUAGCAUUACGACCAAACAGUUGGGAACAGUGAUGCGGUCAUUAGGUCAGAAUCCUACCGAAGCUGAGCUUCAGGAAAUGAUCGGCGAGGCUGACGAAUGUGGCAACAGUAACAUCAGCUUCCCCGAAUUCUUGGCACUCAUGGCCGAGAAAUGUCGCAACACCGAAAACGAAGAGGAACUGAGGCAGGCCUUCCAAGUCUUCGACGGAGAUGGCAAUGGUUUCAUAUGCGCCGCGGAGUUGAGGCAUGUCAUGACCAAACUGGGGGAGAAGUUAACUGAGGAGGAGGUGGACGAGAUGAUCAAAGAGGCGGACUUGGAUGGGGAUGGCCAAAUCAACUAUGACGAAUUUGUUAAGAUGAUGGCCAAUUAAUGGACUUCUAGGAUUCGAUUCAUGCUUAAUUAUAAACAAAAGUGUUCAUGGAACGAAUCGUCCUAGACGCCUCUAACCGACCAUAGUGACAUGUAGCUUAAUGCUAAUACAACUUCAAUAAGCUAGCGUAGGACAAUUAUCAUGACAAUGUUCCAGGGAUCACUAAUUGCUUUUACGCGCGAAUGUAUACAGUUAUAAAUAUUUAUUUUGAAGCCCCGAUGGGAUUAACAUUUACAAGUAACUUAGAUAUCUACAUCAAAUUCAAUG